UCGGCGUCGAAACAGGGCUGCGAAUCGGCUUCUGUCCAAGGUUCCAACUGCUACAAUAUCUAAGCCUUAACAAGUUAUAGGAGUCAUUACGGUCUACCGUUGCACUUCGUCUAACAACAAAAACAACUUCGGCAUUUCGGGAUAGGUGGACUUCGCUAAGUGGACGUUUGGUGCCUUAAGUAAAUACCCGAAACGAGAUCCAAAGGACUAUACAAUGGUGGUGAUGGAAACAGAUUUCUUGUAGGAAGUCCUAAACGGAUACGCCUGUGAUGCUUCUGAAUUUCUCUAGGCUGAUUUUUUGCUCGUACAUAUGCUGUUGAGCAGAUCUGCUCACAUGUUUGAGAGUAUUUCGAUGUUGAACAAGAUAUGCAUACGGUUAAUACUGACCAUUGAUUAAGAUAGCUCAGUGAAGAUUAUAUCGUACAAGUGCAAAAGAAGACUAUAUAGUGUUAACAUCUAUUGAAAUUUCACUGUUCAAAAUGUGCUGGACUACAAAAAUGAUUCCGGUAUUGCUCUGGAUGAGCGCCAUGUUCAUCUCCUCGAAUGGUGUGAUCCGUUUCGCAAGCGCGUCGUUAACAGCCGCAAUCGACUGUAAUUCGGAGGCAGUAACAACUUGCGUCAAGAAACUGGAGGCACUCGUGUCCGAACAAGAGUUCCCACAUGAUGACACGUUAUGCGACGAGCUGAAUAUGGCUGUCGAAUGCGUAAGCAAAUUUGCCGAAAAAUGCUUUAACGAACGCCAGAGACAAAGCUAUUCGCGGUUCACAAAUGGAGCAAUGCAGAUGAUAUCCGAUUUCUGUGACAAACGAUCAUUCUUCAGAAAAGCGUAUCUCCAACACUCGAGUUGUUUCUCUACAGUGCAAGACGAUUAUAGGCGUUGUGCAGAAAGGCACCUCUCCACGCUAAGCUUGAAUCAUUCGAGUUCAACAACGGAAUCGAAUGAUCUCGGUGAAGAGAAUUUCAACCAGCGAACGAAAAAAAUCUGUUGUAUGUUCCGCGAUCACAUCCGCUGUACCCGGGCUAUGAUUGAAGCGCGGUGUGGGGCUGAGGCCGCGGACUUGGCAGACGACAUUAUCACUAAAGCAACGGCAAGACUUGUACAUCCGUACUGUACAGAGCUACCAAUUGGAGACGGAGGAUGUUCAAUGGCGACGCCGAUCUGUCGAACUAGUAAAACACAGUGGACUUUACUCAGUGGGCUAAUUCUCACAUUGAUAUACUGGUACUGACUAAUGUUAGCUCAGCUUAUAAAGAGCAUACGGUUGAUCGAGAAUAAAGUUCACAAAUUAGUUGACCAUCCCCGACAAGUUAGCCUAGUCUAGAUCUGGACUCAAUAUUUUUCUUGCUCUUGAAAAAAUAAGAAUGGCUUCCAUCGAAUCUGAUGCGCAAAUGCUAACCAAUGCAGCAAUUUAGUAAAUGAUCACAUUGGAGUCGAAAAUGUAUUAGGUCUCAGCAGAGUAGAAAGAUGAAUAUUGUAUGAUAUCAGAUAUGAUUGAGUGAAACAAAACCUGAUCAAUUAGUUUGGAAUGAACCGUACGACAGAUAAUGAUAGUGAAGCAUUCUUGAAUUUAGAGAGAGUAAAAUUUUGAGUUCUAUCCUCAUUAAAUUGUGACCGUUAAUAAAACGACCACACGAUUAUUGAAUGAGGAUGGUCCGUCCAGAUAGAGUAAAAGGACACAUAUCGUUGUAUCGUUGUGAUAUAAUGAGCUAAAACCAAUGAUCUGUGAUGUAUUUAUAUAGUCGUACAAGGGUAUGUUUGUAAAAGGUGAUGGCACAUCGAACUCGCAUUUUAUUUUUAUUAUUCGAAUUUAUACGCAUUUUUUAUGUUACUCGAAUGCUUGGUACGGUAAUAAAUAAAUGAAAUCUUAUGUUUGAUUGGCACAGCCACAUAUUGCUUCACUUGAUAGUAUGGGACAUACCUAACAAAAAUAGCUCUAUAAAAAUCAAUUUUUUACUAAAAAAAUUUCAGGUUGCACUAAAAUGGUUUUGUAGUAGUCGUAUUAGGAAUCAUACUAAUU
This is a messenger RNA of Varroa destructor (honeybee mite), 2018 nucleotides long. RefSeq lists its product as uncharacterized. The record is from RefSeq and is a predicted model, not a curated record. Lineage: Eukaryota; Metazoa; Arthropoda; Arachnida; Mesostigmata; Varroidae.